Molecule: messenger RNA, 624 nt
Organism: Haliotis rubra (blacklip abalone)
Lineage: Eukaryota; Metazoa; Mollusca; Gastropoda; Lepetellida; Haliotidae
Product: ras-related protein RSR1-like
Exons: 2
Coding region: 1-624 (207 amino acids)
Biological process (GO): signal transduction
Cellular component (GO): plasma membrane
Molecular function (GO): GTPase activity; GDP binding; GTP binding
Source: RefSeq, a predicted model, not a curated record
AUGGGAGCGGCAGCUUGUGGAAAGACAUCAUUUCUUAACCAGUACCUUCAACAGAUCUUCCAGCACACAUAUUUUGUAACCGUCGGAGAAAUCCACACCACGCCAGUGGAAGUAGAAGGGAAGCCAGUUGAUCUAGACAUCUGGGACACUCCGGGUGGACUCUACUUUGAAGCAUUAAGAAUGAGAGCUAUUCAGAAUUGCGAUGCAUUUCUCUUGGUGUACGCCAUGGAUGACAUUGAGUCCUUUGAGAAAGCCAUUGCACUGCAAGAAGACAUCAUGGAAAUGAGAGGACCAGUUACAACGGUCUUCAUUGGAACCAAGGCUGACCUCAAGUCCAGCCAAUGGUUGGAACAACAACACCAAUUUUCUGAUUUCGUGAGUGAAAGGAUUGGCUGCGCCCAUCAUGAGGUCUCGGCUAAAACUGGAAGUGGUAUCUCUGAAGUGUUUGUUGACAUUUUUAAACAAUGGCAGAAAGGACAAAAGAAACCAAGAAAGUCAAAGAUACCAAAAUGGCUGAAGAAUGUGUCAAUCGAUCGGACCCUCAAAUCUAGUAAAGGCAGAGGUAGAGAUCAUCUUUUAGAGGAAUUGACAGAACUUUACGUCAUGCUAGAACUCAAAGAUUAA